This is a messenger RNA of Lingula anatina, 894 nucleotides long. RefSeq lists its product as uncharacterized. The record is from RefSeq and is a predicted model, not a curated record. Lineage: Eukaryota; Metazoa; Brachiopoda; Lingulata; Lingulida; Lingulidae.
UCGAGUGCGCUACAUUGCCCAAAGGAAAUCACAGUGCCAAAAUAUGGUGAAGGCAACUGAUGGUGCCCGCUUCUUAACCCGUACGCUGCUGCUCAUCACGUGCACGGUCGGUCUCAUCGCAAGGACCGCUGAGACGUUUCUGUACACCCACACAAAAGACAAUGACUACAUUCGCGUUGGGAGACGAGGACGGAUGACACGUCAGCUGAAUGUGAUUCAAGACCUAAUCUUACUACGUGAAAAAGAACUCAAAAAGAACCAACAAGCAUUGGGCGUUCCAGUGCCUUUAGAAUUUCCUUUAGAAAUUGGUGAUUCGUUCAAUAAAUGGGUCUUAGAACCAAGGCAAUCCUCCCUUGCAGCAAGACUUCACCGUUCAGAAAGUGACGAAGAAUUUCCAUCGGAAGACUUCUUGGAGGACGAGGAGAUGGGCGCACAGAGUGAGGGCCAUUAUCCCUGACGGAGGUUGCUUCACGUCUUCUGAAAAAAUACUCCAAAAUUCCAAAACAUGGGAGAAUGGCUGAAAAAUAGUUCAAGAGAAUCACGUUCUAAAACAUUGCAGAAGGAUGGUCGGGUUUUCAAAAGCACCAGCCAGAACAUGCGAAAUGUCGUGCAGAGACAUGAAAUUCUGCCGUUUCGGUUAUCAUGUGAAAUGAAUAAACAGCUUAGCACUAGAUACUACAUGUAUAUUGCAUAACUUGCGCUAAGGACGUCAAAUAUAAAGAGCAAUGCGAAUGAGACUUCCUGUUUUCAAUAAAGGACGUUUUAUUUUGGUUUACUGGCUCGUACAACAAACAAGAAUUACAUAGUUUACAAUUCAAUUCUUACAAUUCAAAUUGUUUCAUCACAGAGGUUUACAUUUACAAUAAAUCGUUGCUGGUUUUAGAAGAGAAACUU